Molecule: messenger RNA, 1758 nt
Organism: Hipposideros armiger (great roundleaf bat)
Lineage: Eukaryota; Metazoa; Chordata; Mammalia; Chiroptera; Hipposideridae
Gene: EN2
Product: engrailed homeobox 2
Exons: 2
Coding region: 391-1317 (308 amino acids)
Biological process (GO): multicellular organism development; neuron differentiation; regulation of transcription by RNA polymerase II
Cellular component (GO): nucleus
Molecular function (GO): RNA polymerase II cis-regulatory region sequence-specific DNA binding; DNA-binding transcription factor activity, RNA polymerase II-specific
Source: RefSeq, a predicted model, not a curated record
GCAGCGCCGGAGCCGGAGGCAGCCGCACGCGGAGCGGAGCGCGGAGCCCGGCGGCGCCCCGGGUCCCCGCCGCGCCCCUGGGACUGUGUAGCGCCCGCGCGCGCGGCACAGGCGAGGACCGGACUCUGUUGACUCUCGCGGCGUCCGGGGCGCCGGGCGACUCUCGGCAUUUUCGGACUCAACUCGUGGCUCGGAACGGCCCCGCUCCGAGCGCGGCCGGCGGCUUGUCGGACCCCAGCCCUGGCCGCGGCCGCCGCGCGCGCCCUCGGUAGACUCGGCGGGGCGAGGGCGCGGGCCGGCCUCGGGGCUCUGCGUGUGCGCCGCGGGCGGGCCGAGGGCUGACUGGAGGGGGGUCCCCGGAGGGCCGGUUCGGGAUCUGUUGCGACCAGCAUGGAGGAGAAUGACCCUAAGCCCAGCGAAGCGGCGGCGGAGGGGCAGCGGCAGGCGGGCUCCAGCCCCGGCGGCGGCCCGGGCGACGCGGACACUGGCCGCCGGCGGGCUCUGAUGCUGCCCGCGGUCCUGCAGGCGCCGGGCAACCACCAGCACCCGCACCGCAUCACCAACUUCUUCAUCGACAACAUCCUGCGGCCGGAGUUCGGCCGGAGAAAGGACGCGGGGACGUGCUGCGGCGGCGGCGAAGGCGGCGCGGGCGGCGCGGAGGGAGGCGGCGCCGAGCAGCCCCCGGGGCCGGGCCGGGAGCCCCGGCAGAGCGCGCCGGGUGCGCCGAGCGCCGGCGGACCGCUGCCCGGCGGCGGCGGCGACUCUGCGGGCGAAGGGGAAGGCGGCUCCAAGGCGCUCUCUCUGCACAGCGGCGCUAAGAAAGGCGGCGACCCCGGGGGUUCCCUGGACGGGGCGCUCAAGGCCCGCGGCUUGGGCGGCGGCGACCUGUCGCUGAGCUCGGACUCGGACAGUUCGCAGGCCGGCGCCAACCUGGGCACGCAGCCCAUGCUCUGGCCGGCCUGGGUCUACUGCACGCGCUACUCGGACCGGCCUUCUUCAGGCCCCAGGUCCCGCAAACCAAAGAAGAAGAACCCCAACAAGGAGGACAAGCGGCCGCGGACGGCCUUCACGGCGGAGCAGCUGCAGAGGCUCAAGGCCGAGUUCCAGACCAACAGGUACCUGACCGAGCAGCGGCGCCAGAGCCUGGCGCAGGAGCUCAGCCUCAACGAGUCGCAGAUCAAGAUCUGGUUUCAGAACAAGCGCGCCAAGAUCAAGAAGGCCACGGGCAACAAGAACACGCUGGCCGUGCACCUCAUGGCCCAGGGCCUGUACAACCACUCCACCGCCGCCAAGGACGGCAAGUCGGACAGCGAGUAGGCCCGCGCGCCAGCGGGCCGGCGCCGGGACCUGUGCGCGCUCAACAAUGCAAUAAUUUAAAACCGUGAAUAAAGGGCCAGUGUAUAAAGAUGAUACCAGCAUUUAUAGUGAAAAGCUCGUGUAUUAGCGAUGGUUCUGCAAUAUUCUAUGUGUAUAUAAUUUACAGGCGGUGUAAAAUCCAAAAUAUCUGACUAUAAAAUAUUUUUUUGAUUUUUGUGUGUGUGUUUAUGAGAUUAUGCUAAUUUUAUGAUUUUUUUUUUGCAAAGGGGGCUGCUUAGGGUGUCACCUUUUUUAAUCCCCUAAGCUCCAUUAUGGGACAUUGGACACUUUUUUUUUUAAUUUCAAAAGAAGAAAAAAAUUAAAACAACUUGCUGAAGUCCAAAGAUUUUUAUUGCUGCAUUUCACACGACUGUGAACCGAAUAAAAAGCUCCUACUUGGUC